Messenger RNA from Trifolium pratense (red clover), 1038 nucleotides. RefSeq names its product agamous-like MADS-box protein AGL23. Gene Ontology annotation, molecular function: RNA polymerase II cis-regulatory region sequence-specific DNA binding; protein dimerization activity; DNA-binding transcription factor activity, RNA polymerase II-specific. Gene Ontology annotation, biological process: positive regulation of transcription by RNA polymerase II. Lineage: Eukaryota; Viridiplantae; Streptophyta; Magnoliopsida; Fabales; Fabaceae. The record is from RefSeq and is a predicted model, not a curated record. The coding region runs from base 1 to 1038 and encodes 345 amino acids. The transcript has a single exon.
AUGUCGAGCGGAAGAAAAAGCCGAGGUCGCCAAAAGAUUGAGAUGAAAAAGAUAACCAAUGAGAGCAGUAUGCUAGUGACUUUCUCGAAGCGUCGUACUGGGCUCUUCAAGAAAGCUAGUGAGCUUAGCACUCUUUGUGGGGCAAAUGUUGCUCUAAUUAUAUUCUCACCUAGUGGAAAAGCAUUUUCCUUUGGUCACCCAAAUGUUGAUACGGUCAUAGAUCGUUAUCUCUCAUUAGUCCCAUCUCAAAACAAUGGCGACAUGCGGUUCAUUGAGGCUGAUGUGCGUGAGCUAAAUUCUCAGCUGAGUCGGUUCAACAAUGCGUUGGACAUUGAGAGAAGGCGUAGUGUUGAGUUAAGUCAUAUGCACAAUAUGAAUGAAACUCAGUGUUGGCUGGAUCGUCCUGUUGAUGGGAUGAAUUUUGAUCAACUUGAAUCAUUGAAAAAUGCAUUAGAGAAUCUAAAGAAACAUAUUGAUGAACAUCCUGCGAGGCUUGUAAUUCAGGGUGCUCCUACCCAAACCGUGCCAUUUUUUGUUGGAGAUGGUUUAUCCUCUAACAUGGAUGUCCAUCAUCAACCAAAUCAUCAACAAGGUCAAAGGUUUCCCACACAACCUUUUCAAGACCAUAUGUUGCAACCUUAUUUGUUUGAUUACAACAAUAUGGAAGGAGGAGGAUAUGGACCCUUCGAAACUGGUUCAUCCUCUAACAUGCAUGUCAAUCAUCAAUCAAAUCAUCAACAAGGUCCAAUCUUUCCGGCACAACAUUUUCAGGACUCUAUAUCGCAACCUUAUUUGUUUGAUUGCAACAAUAUGGGAGGAGGAGGAUAUCGACCCUUCGAAAAUGGUUCAUCUUCAAACAUGCAUGUCCAUCAUCAACCAAAUCAUCAAGGUCAAGUGUUUGCGGCACAACCUUUUCAGGAUCCUAUGUUGCAACCUUAUUUGUUUGAUACAACAAUAUGGGAGGACGAGGACAUGGAACCUUCUGAUUCUUAUGAUUUUUUAAGGCCUAGAUCCACCUUAGAUGCCCUUGGCUAUUAA